Dioscorea cayenensis subsp. rotundata (Guinea yam) is the source of this 1805-nucleotide messenger RNA. Its product is annotated as hexokinase-4, chloroplastic. The record is from RefSeq and is a predicted model, not a curated record. Bases 64 to 1551 code for a protein of 495 amino acids. Gene Ontology annotation, molecular function: ATP binding; D-glucose binding; glucokinase activity. Gene Ontology annotation, biological process: glucose 6-phosphate metabolic process; glycolytic process; intracellular glucose homeostasis. Lineage: Eukaryota; Viridiplantae; Streptophyta; Magnoliopsida; Dioscoreales; Dioscoreaceae. Gene Ontology annotation, cellular component: cytosol; mitochondrion. The transcript has 9 exons.
CGAAAACAGAGCGCCCCGUCAAUUCCAUCACACUCACUCUCUCUCUCCAUCACUAGAUCCACGAUGUCGGCAGCCACGCCACCGGCCGUGAGGUCUUGCCGGCCCUUCCUCACCGCGCCGGGGAGGCGACGGUGCCCGGCAGUGAGAUGCUCGCUCGCCGGAGACGUGGUGACUGCCAGCCGGAUCUUGAAGGAGCUCAAGUCCGGAUGUGACACGCCGUUGCCUGUGCUCCGCCGCGUCGCCGAUGCCAUGGCCGAUGACAUGAGGGCUGGUCUUGCUUCCGAUCACUCUGGGAGUGACCUCAAGAUGAUCCUUAGCUACGUUGAUGCCCUCCCAACUGGAAGCGAAAAGGGACUCUUUUAUGCAUUGGAUCUGGGUGGGACAAACUUCAGAGUGUUGAGAGUGCAGUUAGGAGGAAAGGACAACCGUGUAAUUGACACAGAAUUUGAACAGGUUUCAAUUCCACAAGAACUUAUGUUUGGUACCAGUGAGGAGUUAUUUGAUUUCAUUGCUUCUGGCCUUGCGAGUUUUGUGGAGAAGGAGAGCGAAAGAUUUUAUUUACCUCCCGGAAGAAAGAGAGAAAUUGGCUUUACAUUCUCAUUUCCUGUAAAUCAGACUUCUAUUGAUUCAGGCAUCUUAAUAAAGUGGACAAAGGGUUUUGCAGUCUCUGGAACGGCAGGAAAAGAUGUUGUAGCUUGCUUAAAUGAAGCAAUGGAAAGAAAGGGUCUAGAUAUGCGAGUAUCUGCCUUGGUCAAUGACGCUGUGGGAACCUUGGCUGGAGCACGCUACUGGGAUGAUGAUGUGAUGGUGGCUGUGAUAUUGGGCACUGGUACUAAUGCCUGCUACAUAGAGCAGAUUGAUGCUAUCCCUAAAUUGUUGAGUCCAGCAUCUGGCUGUGGGAGAACGAUUAUCAAUACUGAGUGGGGGGCAUUCUCGUCUGGUUUUCCUUUGACUGAGUUUGAUAAUGAUAUGGACAAUGAAAGCAUAAACCCUGGAGAGCAGAUAUUUGAGAAGACAAUUGCUGGCAUGUACUUGGGUGAGAUAGUCAGAAGAGUGUUACUUAAGAUGUCUAAGUUCGCUGAUCUUUUUGGGAAGUAUCUUCCUGAAAAGCUCUCUACUCCUUUUGUGCUGAGGACCCCUGAUCUUUGUGCUAUGCAUCAGGAUGAGUCAGAAGACCUUUCUGAAAUUGGGAAGAUAUUAAAUGCCACAAUUGGUACAACAAGCUCAACCUUGGAAGCGAGGAAGAUCACUAUGGAUGUCACAGAUACAAUAGUAAAACGUGGUGGAAGGUUGGCAGGAGCUGGCAUAGUAGGCAUUCUACAAAAGCUUGACCAGGACUCCAGAGGCCUUGUCUUCGGAAAAAGGUUAGUAGUCGCGAUGGACGGUGGACUAUACGAAAAUUAUCCCCAGUACAGGAACCAUAUGAAAAGUGCUGUCAAUGAAUUACUUGGACCAGAGUUGUCGAAAAAUGUGAUAAUCGAGCAUACAAAGGAUGGUUCAGGCAUCGGAGCAGCUCUGUUGGCUGCUGUAAAUUCAAAGUACAUAGAUUGAGUUCUAUGACUAGGAGUCAAGCAUCAAUAAUCUCUCAUCAGUGUACACCUUUUGGAGCUAUUAGUGUUUUCCCGGAAUGGUUCUUUUGGUGUUGCAAUUUUUUGAGGCAUUGUUUUGCCAGGCUUGUAAUGUAAGUGAUUUCUUCUGUUAAUGACUUUAAAGUCAGGGAGAGGGUCAAUAUGACUGAUGUAUUUGCAUUCAAAUUUAUGUUGUAACAUAGUGAAGGGUGAAAAUUUUGGAUUUUUUAAGUUAAA